This is a messenger RNA of Tripterygium wilfordii, 1092 nucleotides long. RefSeq lists its product as uncharacterized. The record is from RefSeq and is a predicted model, not a curated record. NCBI's taxonomy places the organism in Eukaryota, Viridiplantae, Streptophyta, Magnoliopsida, Celastrales, Celastraceae. Bases 1 to 1092 code for a protein of 363 amino acids. The transcript has 3 exons.
AUGACUUGUUUCUAUGACAUUAAUUCUACUUCAGCUUUAGAAGCAGAACUGGCAAAAUUGAGACAUGAACUGAAGCUACUGGCUGGAAAGAAAGAGCAACUUACGCAAGCUUCAAUUCAGAAAUUAGAGAUACAAUUGGGACAUCUAGCUAAUGUGGUGAAUGAGAGGACUCAAACCGAAGCUAAUUCAAGAGGUAUGGAGCAUGCCAAGACAAUUAGAACACUUCAUAGCGGCAAAUCGGAUGGUAGAAAAGAUGAGGAUGUCAUUUUGGGGGAUGAGAGACUUAAAGAUACACCAGUUUUGCCUCUAUAUUCACAAGAGGAAAGUGACCAAUUAAUCCUCCUAUUCCAGAAGCAAAAGAAAGACAGACACAUGCUGGAUAUCAUGAAAUUGUUCAAGAAAGUUCACAUCAACAUUCCGCUAUUGGAUGUAAUUAAACAAGUUCCAUCAUAUGCCAAGUUCCUCAAGGAUAUAUGCACUAAUAAAAGGAAAUUUGCGGAGCAUGAGAGGGUGAUGCUAAAUGAAGAGUGCAGUGUUGUUCUACUCAAUAAAUUGCCACCAAAGUUGAAAGAUCUAGGGAGUUUUAAAAUCCCUUGUGUUAUUGACAAUUUACGAUUUCAAAAAGCUUUGAUUGAUUUGGGUGCUAGUGUUAAUUUAAUGUCUUUAUCUAUUUUUCAGCAAUUAAGUGUUGGAGAGAUGCAACCAACGUCAAUAAGCUUACAACUCGCGAAUCGGUCAGUCAAAUUUCCACUUGGAAUUAUUGAAGACGUGUUGGUAAAAGUGGAUUGUUUCGUACUUCCGACAGAUUUUAUUAUACUUGAUAUGGAAGAACGCCGAGAAGUUCCCAUCAUCAUGGGUCGUCCAUUCUUGGCAAAAGCUGGCACUAUUAUUGACGAGAAGAAGGGCUUGUUAACCAUGAAUGUUGAAGGAGAGUCGGCGGAGUUUCGAGUAUUCAAGGCCAUGAAGAGACCGACGAAUAUGGAAGAGUGUAACCGGCUGGACAUUAUUGAGCAGCCUGUACACACCAAUUUUGGUUCUCAAGUCAACAAUGAUGAGAUAAAAACCAGCCUAGAGCAUCCAGACUUAAUGUAA